AUGAAACAAUUGUGUUUACUUGCGAUUUUAAUCGUUUGUCAAGCUAAUAAUGAUCAUUAUCAAAUCACAUUAAUGAGCUAUAAUGUAAUGCUUCUACCAAGUAUAUUAGUAUUUGAACGUGAUCAAAUAACUCGUGCUCAUUUAUUAACAAAAGCAAAAUUUCUUCGUACAAGUGAUAUACUUUGUUUACAAGAAGUAAUGCAAACAAAACCAAGUGAAAUUCUAUUAGAUUCAUUAAGUGAAACAUAUCCAUAUAGUACACCAGUACUUGGAGAUGAAGAUGAUAAAAAUCAAUGGAAUGAAAUAUGGAAUAAUCAUAUAGGUAGUAAUUCAUUAAAAUUUGUUAGUGGUGGUGUUAAUAUUUUAAGUAAAUGGCCAAUUGUUUAUGCAAUAGAAUAUUUUUUUAAACAUGCAUGUAGUGCACAUAUGUUUGUUCGAACUGGUUUUGUAUAUGCAAAAAUUUUAUAUAGUCAAAAUAAAUAUCCUAUACAUGUAUUUGGUACACAUUUACAACCAAAUGAUUAUCGUGGUUGUUAUUUAUAUGGUGAAGAUAAAAUACGUGAAAAACAAAUGUUUGAAUUAAGUAAUUUUAUACAAUCAAGAAAUAUUUCUCAAAAUGAAUUAGUUUUUAUUCUUGGUGAUUUUAAUAUUAAUAAAUUUAAUACGAAACAAUAUGAAACAAUGCUUCGGAUUUUAAAUGUUCAUCCACAAUAUUUACAUUCUUCUAGUAUAGAAUGUAGUUGGGAUAGUAAAUAUAAUGCUAUGACUAAUGCUAGACAUAGUAGUCAACAAUUAGAUUAUAUUUUUUUACAUAAAGAUCAUACACCGAAAGAUUCUCUUUGGUAUAAUCUUAUUACGGAUAGAAUGGCAUCGAAACAAUGGCAUUUACUUGGAAGAAAUCAUUUAUUUUAUGAUACGAGAAAUAUUCCUUUAUUAGAACUUUCUGAUCAUUAUCCAGUUAUUGGGUUUUUUAAUCAAAGUAAACAACAAUGGUCGUCACAAAGACAAUCAGGUGUUUUAACUUAUGUAAAAUUUUUUACUGUUGAUACAAAUUUACCAGUAAUUAUUAUUGAUCGUGAAAUACGAAUAGGUACAUCAAUAAAUGACACAGGUUCAUUAUUUAUUCUUACAAAUAAUGGUACACCACGUCGACAUCGAUGUUUAAGAUCUGAACAAAAUAUUUUAUUAAUCGAUGGUACUAAUCCGGAAUUUUAUUUAUCAAAUGAAAAAUUAUUUCAAAUGAAAUAUGGUAAAGAACAUGUUAAUCGUUAUUUAAAAAUCAUUCAAAUUGAUAAUCUAUCAACAUGUAUUCAAACAAAUUCAAUAAUUAUAUUUCAAUCACGUUUAUCAACUGGUGAUUACUAUGUUAAAGAUCAUUUUUCACAAUUAUGUUCAUGUACAAACGAUAGAAAUCAAGCUCAAUUAUUUUAUUUAAUCGAAGUUGAACGUAGAAAUAUUAGUUGUGAUAUAACAUACGAAUAA
Messenger RNA from Adineta steineri, 1482 nucleotides. Lineage: Eukaryota; Metazoa; Rotifera; Eurotatoria; Adinetida; Adinetidae. The record is from the annotation of a GenBank genome assembly.